GUAAGAGCGAACAGCGAACAACGGGAAGAGUAGCCUACAUGCUGCACGUCAGAAACGCUACGCGUCAAACAAGUGUAACGUUUCUUGAGCUGCUAAAGUAUUUAUGGAGAGUGUCGCCUUUACCACCAACAGGCAUAGGUUACUUCAGGAAGGACUGAAAUUUCAUGCUGCCUCCCAAUUUUCUCGGCUGGCCAAACCGUGGACAUAAAUGCCUAGAACAGAGAAGACCAAUGUGAUGCAUCUGCACGAGAGGAAAAUCACUCGACUAAGAUGGGUAAUAAGCAAACGAUAUUUACUGAUGAACAGCUAGACGCCUAUCAGGACUGCACCUUCUUCACCCGCAAGGAAAUUCUUCGCUUGCAUGGACGAUACCACGAGCUGGCUCCACAUUUGGUUCCAAUGGACUACACCAACGACCCUGAUGUUAAAAUCCCUUUAGCUCUCAUAGUCAACAUGCCAGAACUAAAGGAGAAUCCAUUCAGGAAUCGGAUUGUGGAAUCGUUCUCUGAAGACGGCCAGGGGAACCUCAGCUUCAACGAUUUUGUAGACAUGUUUUCAGUUCUCAGCGAAAUGGCUCCUAGAGAACUGAAAGCCAUUUACGCUUUUAAAAUAUACGACUUCAAUGUGGAUAAUUACAUCUGCAAGGAGGACUUAGAAAAGACUCUAAACAAGUUAACAAAGGAGGAGCUAACACCAGAGGAGGUUAAUCUGGUGUGCGAGAAGGCCAUUGAAGAGGCAGACCUGGAUGGAGACAACAAGCUCUCCUUUGCCGACUUUGAGAACAUGAUCUCCAGGGCUCCUGACUUUUUAAGCACCUUCCAUAUACGAAUCUAAUAUGGCUUCAGCGGAAGACGCCAAUGGUGAUGUUCCUUGAACAGACAAGUCCACAAUGGAGGAUAAUUGUCUACUGUUGUUUUCCUUUCACUUUCGGAAGCACACUUGACAGGAUUACUGACAAAUGCAUGGCUGUUUCUUCACCAUUGGAAAGUUUGGAUCAGAAAUCCCUAGUGUUUUCAGAGAAAGGAAAUGGAAAAUUUGAGGCCUUUGUGGGUUUGACCCACACAGCUCGUCCUGGAGUAAAACUGGCGUGGAUGUAAACCACUUUUAUGGGCUUCUACCAAUGUCCGUGGCACAUUGGACACAAAUUUAACUCACUCUCCCACUUCUAAGACUCUUAUUUGGGAUCAAAUAAAUCAUGGGACAUUCCAUUCAGGAAGGGACAAACGAACUGGACAAGAGAGUGAGAGAGAGGGCUACAAGCACAUUAUUGGCAUCAGCGCCACCGAGACAGUGUUUUCUACAGCUAUGCAAUCUUUCUCCAUAAAAUGCAUGAAUUAGAUUACGUUCCCCACCUUUUCCCGUUCCCUAAUGUCCCUACAGCUUUGCCAUUUCACAAUCUAAUUGCUUAUAGAACUGGAGCAUGAUGACAAUCAUAUCUAAAUGUUCUCCAGUUGAAUGAAGGGCUCUAUCAUCAUAUAUUCUCUAAUUGUCUUCUCUGUCGUUCGCUCUCCAUGUAUUUGUUCCGCCCGCAGAUCCCUCUGUCCCUUCUGUCCUAACUUGAGGUGUUAGCGUCAAACUGUCUCUUACCUUUUUUCAGUAUUUGAUGUGAUAGAGGGCAUUUGACUUAACUUUUAAUAAAGUUUUUCUGUUGAUUGUUGA
Molecule: messenger RNA, 1659 nt
Organism: Labeo rohita (rohu)
Lineage: Eukaryota; Metazoa; Chordata; Actinopteri; Cypriniformes; Cyprinidae
Gene: cib2
Product: calcium and integrin binding family member 2
Exons: 6
Coding region: 271-834 (187 amino acids)
Molecular function (GO): calcium ion binding
Source: RefSeq, a predicted model, not a curated record